GCGGCGGCGGCGGCCGGGAGCGGGGGCAGCCGGGGGCCCAGCCAUGGCCGAGACCACGGUGGAGCGGCUGCAGCAGCGGGUGGCGGAGCUGGAGCGGGCCCUGGCCCAGGAGAGAAGCCGGACGGCCGGCGGGGCCGGGGGCGGCCGCAGCCGCAUCGACAAGAUGAGCCCCGAGGUGGUGGACUCGAACCCCUACAGCCGUCUGAUGGCAUUGAAACGAAUGGGAAUUGUCAGCGAUUAUGAGAAAAUCCGCACCUUUGCUGUGGCAGUAGUAGGUGUUGGUGGAGUUGGCAGCGUGACUGCUGAAAUGCUGACAAGAUGUGGCAUUGGUAAGUUGCUACUCUUUGACUAUGACAAGGUGGAACUGGCCAACAUGAAUAGACUGUUUUUCCAACCUCACCAAGCGGGGCUAAGUAAAGUCGAAGCAGCAGAACAUACCUUGAGGAACAUUAAUCCUGAUGUUCUUUUUGAAGUGCACAAUUACAAUAUCACCACAGUAGAAAACUUUCAACAUUUCAUGGACAGAAUAAGUAAUGGUGGGAUAGAAGAGGGAAAACCUGUUGACCUUGUUCUUAGCUGUGUGGAUAAUUUUGAAGCCCGAAUGGCGAUAAAUACGGCUUGUAAUGAACUUGGACAAACGUGGAUGGAGUCGGGGGUCAGUGAGAAUGCAGUGUCCGGACACAUUCAGCUCAUCAUUCCUGGGGAAUCUGCUUGUUUUGCGUGUGCCCCACCGCUUGUGGUUGCGGCAAAUAUCGACGAGAAGACGCUGAAACGGGAAGGCGUGUGUGCUGCCAGCCUCCCUACCACCAUGGGAGUGGUCGCCGGCAUCUUGGUCCAGAACGUGUUAAAGUUUCUGUUAAGCUUCGGUACUGUCAGUUUUUAUCUUGGAUACAAUGCAAUGCAGGAUUUUUUCCCAACCAUGUCCAUGAAGCCAAAUCCUCAGUGUGAUGACAGGAAUUGCAGGAAGCAGCAGGAGGAAUAUAAGAAAAAGGAGGCGUCACUGCCCAGACAGGAGACUGUUCCCGAGGCGGAGGAGAUAAUCCAUGAAGACAACGAGUGGGGUAUUGAGUUGGUAUCUGAGGUUUCAGAAGAGGAACUGAAGAAUUCUUCAGGCCCAGUUCCCGAUUUACCUGAAGGAAUCACAGUGGCAUACACAAUUCCCAAAAAGGAGGAGUCUGGACCUGAGGUAGCAGUGGAAGACUCCGGUGAAAGCCUGGAAGACCUCAUGGCCAAGAUGAAGAAUAUGUAGACCACGGACUGAGCUAUGUUUGAUUUCCUAUGUCUGUUCCAUUAAGAAUUUAUUUUUUUCUCUUGCAACUGAAAAGAAUUAUUUAAACAAUGACAAAAACCUAGGAUGAUGUCAGCUGCUAUAUAAUGAUCACGGAGUCCUACUCUGGGAAAAUACUGUCACCCUGUGUUGGCCACUCCAGGGCCUUUAACUGAAACUUAUGUUUCAUUCUGGUAAGAAAAUGUCAAAGGGUUGCUGUAGGCUAUUAUAAAUCUGAUGGAAGAUUUACUCAAAUGCCUUUGGGGAGGAGGGAGAGGGGCCAGUUGACUGCAGCUUUAUUUUCUUUCUGACUUUGUGAGCUCGGCCUAGGCCCUGGACCGUAAAGUGGCAUGUGGUCUCAGAGAUGGGCAGAGGGACCAAGUCUCCUCUCGGUCAGCGAGAGAAGCAUCUGCUCACCUGUGCUCGGAUUUGCACUCAGCAGGAAAACUGCUUCUCACUAUUAACCCCAGGAAAUGCUGAAUUUGAAAUCGUUAACCCGCCAAAUAAAAACAACCUCUCAACUGUUUCCUCAGACACUCUGUGCUGAGGUAAUAGUCACUGGAACAGUUUGUAAACAAGUGAAUUGUGUUUUCAGAUACCUUACUUAAACUUGAUCUGUAACUGGGUGCUGUCCUGGAUAAUAGGCAUGAGGGAGGCCAAAGGCUGCUCUGCAGUGACCUCUUGUGGUUUUUCUCUGGAUUUGCUUAUCAGUAUCAUGAAGACCUAGAAAGCCUCAAUAGAAAUAAAUGCCCAGUGAUUUG
Molecule: messenger RNA, 2028 nt
Organism: Sorex fumeus (smoky shrew)
Lineage: Eukaryota; Metazoa; Chordata; Mammalia; Eulipotyphla; Soricidae
Gene: UBA5
Product: ubiquitin like modifier activating enzyme 5
Exons: 12
Coding region: 44-1249 (401 amino acids)
Biological process (GO): protein ufmylation
Cellular component (GO): cytoplasm; cytosol
Molecular function (GO): UFM1 activating enzyme activity
Source: RefSeq, a predicted model, not a curated record